AUGUUUUGGGGAAAAGACAAAAGCGACGGUGACAAGGACGAGGUCCCCCGCGUCCGUGAAGAGGCACGUCCGGAAUCUCUGAAAAGCCAGAUUCCGCGCCAAAAGCUUUCUCGCGAUCUUCAAAAACUCGUCGACCGGGAAGAUGACUACUAUGAUGAACUAUACGCCCCAUAUUCUAUCGACUCUACAAACACAAAAUACCGAUAUGCAGCCUAUGUAAAUCGAAUUAGGACUAUUUUACUUUCCGCCCAUCGCUACGUUGCAUACACUUCAGACGUCGGCGAAUCGUUUCGUCCCGUUGCUCACCCAUAUCUUGUUCGAAGCGCCUAUGCUAUUUCAUGGACAUAUAUCCUCGGUGACGUCGGCCACGAAGGAUACAAAGCUUAUUUGCGUAAUCGGCGAGCAGUGAUCCCGCCCGGGGAGGCAUACAAGGACGCGACAGACCUGAAAGCAAACCAUGUUGUCCUGGGUAUGGCUACUGGAAAUGUCGCUGGUCCUUUAUCAACAGGACCGCGCAACGAAUCGGAGGGUGGUGAUAAGCUGGACCCUUUGGUUCCAUGGUCGACGACUCAUAUCCCAUUGAUCGAUGAUUACCGGAUGGUCAUGGCGAAACGUGCUGUGUUUCAGAGCAUUGCAAGUAUGGGAUUACCUGCAUUUACUAUCCACUCUGUUGUGCGAUACUCGGGUCGUGCUUUGAAGAACUCCUCAAGCACACUUAUUCGCACCUGGGGUCCAAUUGGCCUAGGUCUAAGUGUCGUUCCCAUGUUACCAUAUCUCUUCGACGAGCCUGUUGAGCAUGCCGUUGAGUGGUCAUUUGCUACAUUAUGCCGUGCUAUCGAAGGUCCACAAGCUGUCACGCCACCACCUCCCUCGCGAGAAUUACCAGCAGAUCAGACCACACCGCUGAGUAAGGUCCUUGCUCUGCAAGAUCAAAAGAAACGCCACGAAAGUGGAAGAAGCGAUCUUUCCUGGGAAGAUCACAAAGCCGAUCGACAGCAUGAAAGGGUAGAGCGAAAACCGAACGGCGGAAUAAGCAGUUGGCUCGGAUUUGGCAAGAAAGAGAAAGAUGAGUAA
This is a messenger RNA of Talaromyces amestolkiae, 1074 nucleotides long. RefSeq lists its product as uncharacterized. The record is from RefSeq and is a predicted model, not a curated record. Gene Ontology annotation, cellular component: mitochondrion. NCBI's taxonomy places the organism in Eukaryota, Fungi, Ascomycota, Eurotiomycetes, Eurotiales, Trichocomaceae. Bases 1 to 1074 code for a protein of 357 amino acids. Gene Ontology annotation, biological process: mitochondrial fission. The transcript is spliced from 3 exons.